GGUUGAAUGUGAAAACCACCCUCGAGUCGACCCCCCGGUCUCCGGUCGGUACCCGACACCGGCCGCUCUCAUUAUUAGGUUAGUGAAACGUAUCGGAAUUUCGGCCACUUUGUUUAGGAAUUUCGCCGAAUACAGUGCACUAGUACUAAAGAGAAUGUUGGUGGACGAGUCAGUUCAAACGAACAGGGAAAUGGAAAGGAAAACCUUCGAGGAACGCGUAUUCAAGGAAGGAAUGGAGCUGUGGAUGCGACAGAAGGAACACGAACUGAAGAGAAGGAAUCAAGAAAGAAAAGAGAUGAAGGAAAUGCUGGAAAACUAUUGGCCUUGGGGAAACAGAAACGACUCGAGACCUCGAGGACUCAGAAAUCUCAGACUCGAAGAAUUGUUUCCUAAUAAAGACUAUAUUAACGCAAAAAGACACGUCGGGGUCCUCGAUUUGGGCCGGCAAGGAGGGGGAGCCCCGAUUUUCAGCAACGGCAACAAACUGACCAAAACCCACGAAGACCCAGCGCUGCGAUUCCAAUUCGGUAGCAAGGAUCUCAGAAAGUGCGUAGACAAUAAUCUCAGAUAUAAAACGAAUCGACAACAACAGCAGGAAUACAAGAAGGAAUUAGAUAAAUUAGUCGAAGAGAAGAGACACAAGCGAUUGGCGGAAAAAGACGAGGAAAAGCGAUUCCAAGAGGAACGAGGAUGGUCCGAUGAAAGAACCCUUAAAAAUAUUCAAUCUCAUGAACCACAAGAAACCAAAUACCAAUCAAAUGAAAUUAAAAAUAGAUGUGACAAGAUAUCCAACGAAAAUUCAUCCAAUAAACCAUCUUCAAGAUUAGCUCCAUCCACGUAUCACAAGAAGAACUUCAUCCCCGUUGGCAGGAAUCGAAAACUCUCUCCCUUAUCGCAUAGUAAGGACGACGGUGUAGAGUUGGUGACUUUAUUAGCCAAGGAUCGAAAGUAUCCUCCCAGGAUUCCUUUGUGCAGUUCUGAUAUAACGUCUGAGAAGAAAAUGGGCAACGGAACGCUAAGAAUCUGGAACAGACAAGGAUCGGCCUACUUGAGAGCACUAGGAGAGCAAAUGACGAGUAAACAGGAAAAAAUUAAGGAAUUUAAAGCUAAUGAAUUGGAAAAAAGCAAACAACACUUCUCCACAUGGUCUGGAUUUUGGGGAAGGCCUGGCAAUGGAGCUCCCCUUUCGGAUCUCAGGAAGAGGUGCUUGGAUAACAUGCUGUAUCCAAAAAUGACUCCUAUAGGUGUUCAUUAGAAACUUCCAGUAUUUGUGGGAUAAUUGAAGUUAGUUUGCUGUAGAUUGUAAAUAUAAAUUGUACUUAAUUAAACGAAUUAUGCG
Molecule: messenger RNA, 1339 nt
Organism: Phyllotreta striolata
Lineage: Eukaryota; Metazoa; Arthropoda; Insecta; Coleoptera; Chrysomelidae
Source: the annotation of a GenBank genome assembly